Trypanosoma grayi is the source of this 768-nucleotide messenger RNA. Its product is annotated as putative SNF2 DNA repair protein. The record is from RefSeq and is a predicted model, not a curated record. Lineage: Eukaryota; Euglenozoa; Kinetoplastea; Trypanosomatida; Trypanosomatidae. Bases 1 to 768 code for a protein of 255 amino acids. The transcript has a single exon.
AUGGCAUCUGAAGGUGAACCGAAAAUUAUUGCGUCUGCUGCUGCUGCUGCUGCUGUUGGCAGGGAAGAAGAUGAUCCUAUUGUCGUUUUUAUGCGCUAUUUUAUCGGCCACAUUCUUCCCUAUGGCGUGGUCUUUGGCUCUGUGAUGCUGAAGGUUCCACAGAUUGUGAAGGUUCUACAACACCGUAGUGCGGCUGGUAUUUCCCUUGCAUCGCUUUGCUUUGAGUUGACUUCAUACGUGAUUACCACGAGCUGGGGUAUUGCUCAAGCGCUACAGUUCAAAGACUUUGGCGAGAACAUGUUCAUCAUGCUGGAGAUGGCUCUGCUGUUGCUGCUGGUUGGCUAUCUCCAGAAUAACCUGCUGUAUGCCAUGUCAGUGUUUCUUGCAGAAGCGACGGCACUCGCUGCCAUGUCGACUGGAUUUCUUGAUCGGGAUCUUCACGAGUGGCUGUUGAGUGUGCAGAUCCUCUUCGGGAUGAGUAGUCGUGUACCUCAGAUCAUUAUGAAUUAUCGGAAUGAAUCAACAGGGCAACUGUCGUUUGCCACGUUCUACUUGGCUAUGAUGGGUGGAAUUUCAAGGUUGCUGACGACUUUCCACAACGUACCAGUUGAGAAGGGAAGACACGUGAUGUUGACGCAGUUCAGCAUCUCAGUGGGACUGAACGUAGCGAUCAUCAUCCAGAUUCUGCAGUAUAGGAAGAAUACAAAGGCGGUACUGAACUGUGGGAAAGAAAAGAAGACAUGUAAGGAAAAUAAAAAAAAUCAGUAG